CAUUCAGCUUGUUCUCGCUCCGAAAUCAUUAUAACUUUACAUAACCAAUCUUACGCAGGUUUAAGCUAUUUCUAAAACUUGUCAUUUUAAAGAUAACAUAGAUAAAAAGCAUCACAAAUACUUGACGCCAUUAUUAACGGUACCUUUCCGAGACAUUAGACAGCAUUGAUCAAAAAUCGUAGGAUAAGUGAGAAUUACUGAAUAGUAAAAGUAGUAAUUAGGCUAACUCGCUGGAUAGUUUAGACACCAUGGUGGGUAAUGUUUCCAUGUCUCAAGUUUUGUAACCUGCAAAGAAGAAAGAUGCAGAAAAUUAUGUCUUGUUCUCAAUUUUCAACAAGCUUACCACAAGCUUUGUUGUUCGAAGGACUUGUGGCAUAUUUCCCAAAGUCAGAAUCUACACUAUGAUGUUUAUUAUCAUCAGUAUUAUCGCCUUUGUGGCACUUGAGAAGUCAUCAGCCCUACAGAUCCAAGGCUGCACCCCUGAUAUACCCUUGGUAGUGGAAGACGACAACCCAAAUAUUCUUAUCUCUUGCGUGAACAUCCACCACGGUUAUGAUGUCUACUGGUCUCUGAGUUGGAGGCGUGGGAACCUGAAACAGCACAUGAAGGCAGCAGACUGCUUAAUAGGAGAUACCUGCCUAAGAUGGCUACCUUUCAUCGAAGUAGAGAGAACAGAGAAUACAAAUGUGUUGAACGUAACACAGUUUGUCAGGAAAAGGUUUCUUCUGACUGGAGUCACUUGCCGAGAACGGAACCCUCGCACCGGGGUAUUCAAUGGCUACACCUGUAACAUCACCAUGAAAAUUCCACCUAUCCGGAUGCUAGGCUGCGGUCCAGGUACUCCAUUACAAGUGGAAGAGGUCGCCACAAAUUUCUAUGUCUCCUGCGUGAACAUGCACGACCAAGAUUUCAAUGUCUACUGGUACCUAAACUGGACACAAGUGAACGGACCAAUGUCCAUGGUGGUAGCAGACUGUUUAACCCAAAAUCCCUGCUUCAGAUGGCUCCCUUUCGUCGAAGUAAGCAAAUCAAAUGCUACAAGUAUCCUGAACAUUGCCGGAAUGAUCCAGAAAAAGCUUUAUGUAAAUAGAAUUACUUGCAGAGAACGUCACCGUGAGACCUUGGAGGACUAUAGCUACACCUGCAACAUAAUCAUCAUUAAACCUCCACAAAUAUCUUGCAACGUUGAAUCUGACCAACACUCUGGAGUCGACAUACUACACUGCGAUAUAACAAAAAUCCACUUCACAGAGAAACAGUACACAUGCACGUGGUUUCAAAUAAAAGAGAAUAGUGAAGACAGGAAAAAAAUUGCUGAAGGACACGUUACUAAUUAUAAAGAUGACGGCACCCACUUCAGUGGAACAUGCACCGCCAUAGUCCAUCGGCUCAACAGGGAACACUUGACAUAUGAGGUCCUUCUUCUGCCGGAUGGUCUUCGUGUUAACGCCACUGUACAUACCAAUGAAUGAGAAGCCACAGCUGACAACUGAUGGACCAUCGAUGGUCCGAAUAUUUCGUUGGUCUGUGGUCAAGGAUUUAACAAGAAGAUAUAUCGUCACGUGGUCUGGCGCUAGCUUGCAGAUGCUUGUCAUUCUUUGCGAUCUUCACAUGCUACAAUAAUUAAUUAGUAUGUUGAAUGAAGUUUAAUUUAUGACUAUAAUAAACUUCUGUGUUUUA
Pomacea canaliculata is the source of this 1680-nucleotide messenger RNA. RefSeq lists its product as uncharacterized. The record is from RefSeq and is a predicted model, not a curated record. NCBI's taxonomy places the organism in Eukaryota, Metazoa, Mollusca, Gastropoda, Architaenioglossa, Ampullariidae. The transcript has 7 exons. Bases 402 to 1472 code for a protein of 356 amino acids.